Messenger RNA from Paramacrobiotus metropolitanus, 1444 nucleotides. Its product is annotated as mucin-2-like. Lineage: Eukaryota; Metazoa; Tardigrada; Eutardigrada; Parachela; Macrobiotidae. Bases 149 to 1258 code for a protein of 369 amino acids. The record is from RefSeq and is a predicted model, not a curated record. The transcript has 2 exons.
GUCCCCCACAAAAUAAAUUGUUUCUGGAUGUUAUUUCUCUUUUAUGCUUGCUCAAAAUAUUUAUUAAAUAGAGCGAUGUUUUAAGUGCUUAUCUGUUUUGACAAAACGGUAAUCCACUAAUUCCACGGCUCACAAGAUUCUACCGGAGAUGCCCAACGAUACCAACGCUUUCUAUCGUUAUCUACGCUUGUCGGUGGUAAAUUGUCAGAUGUCUGAUCUGAGUGAUCUGGAUCCCUUUGAUGGUGACUUUAACAAUGAUUUGAACGAUGACGCCAUUACCACCGACGCCACCACAACUACAGAGGUAAGCGCAACAUCAGCGACGUCUAUCAUGACCACUACCGAUGCGCCCGUAUCAGUUGUGACCUGCGCCGAUGAUACACCGUCUAACAUGCCGCAACCGUUCCAGCAGUCGUCCAACGGUUCUGUUAUGCCGGAAACGGUGACCCCAACCACCGGAGGCGGCGGUGGAGCGACGCCUUUCCAAUCAGAAGGAGUGGUGACCUCAUCGACCGGCAUGCCGGGUCAGAGCGGGACCACAGCAUCUCGAGGGACGCCACCGACACCGGCAACACCAGAGCCGACCGGGACGUCCGAGGAGACCUCCACCAACGCGUCCGAGUCCACGCAGGGGACCACAGAAGGUACCACGUCGAUGCCGGUGGAAACCACGGUAACGUCUACCACCAUGGUCACCGCCACGAGUGCCUCGUCCACGCCGGCAAACACCGCUGAGACCACUACGGUGACCUCUGCCACCGGUCAAACUGUCACCACUGCCACGCCACCUAUGCCCACCACAGCAAUGCCGCCGAUGCCCACUACAAUGCCUUCCGCAGCGCCUCAAUGCCGGGUUGAAUGUGAGAAAGUCGAGGUGACACCGAAGGAACCCGAGAACACUCAGAACAUGCAGCAGCCGGCGCCGGUUGUGACCGAGGAGACCAAUGAACCGGACACGUUUGUGAUCGAUCACACCGAUCCGGAUCUGUAUGACGGACCCUACCCGGCCUUCUUCCCACCGUUUCCUUUCGGACCAUUCCGGCGACCGUUUGGACCCUUUGGUUACGGGCCCUUUGGUUAUGGACCGUUCUUCGGUCCGCGGCCAUUCCGCUUUGGACCCUUCGGUUUCCGGCGUGGACCGUUCUUCGGUUUCGGCCCGCGAGGACGUUUCCGGGACGAAUCCGUCGAUACUAACUCGCAGAUGCCGGCAUCUGCGGAUAACCAGGGAAUGUAUAAAUGUAAGAUGGUUUGUAAAUGAGUCAACAGAAUCUGCAACAUGCUUUUUGGUUGUUUUUUUGUUAAUGCUGUGAUGAUGACACUGUACCAAUUAAUGCUUUAUUAGCCUGCUAAUAAAUAUGGAUCGUUUAACACGGUUGUUGCACUGCGGUAUGGAAACGCACAUUUGUUGCUCGCUCACUGCUAUGAAACAAAAAAAUACUUCUAU